AUGUGUAGUCUUUCAUCUCAAAUCAGCCGGAUGAAGCAGGCUGCUGUAAUUGAUGGCUUUUCUACAAAUGGGGAAAAUGAGAUGAGGAUGGAGACUUCAUUGUGGUAUGAAGAUACCUCAGACUCCGUGCACCUGGUUUUGGCGUUGAUUUCCUUCAUCUGCAUAGAGACCAUCAUGGAAUGCUCCCCAUGCGAAGGCCUUUAUUUCUUUGAAUUCGUCAGCUGUAGUGCUUCCGUUGUUACUGGAGUUCUGUUGCUUAUGUUCAGUCUGAAUCUCCACACAAGAAUACCGCAGAUCAACUGGAACAUUACAGAUUUGGUCAAUACUGGACUCUGCACUUUCUUCUUUUUCAUUGCAUCUGUAGUACUUGCUGCUCUCAACCAUAAAAAAGGAGCAGAAAUUGCAGCUGUGAUAUUUGGUUUCCUGGCAACUGCAGUCUAUGCUGUGAAUUCAUUUUUAGCAGUUAAAAACUGGAGAAUUAACAGCCGGCAGCAAAACACACGGCAGACCAGUGAUUAUAUGCGGGCGCGGACAGAAUCGAGAGAAGUAGAUCACCGCCCAGAGAUUCAGCGCUUGGAUGGGUGAAAGAAGCUUGUGCACAGAGCAGGAACCCCAAAGGAAAAAAAAGAAGAAGCCUGCAGACCUUUUACAAUUUCCCCCACUUUUAUAGGAAAUGGAGGAGCGUAUGGUGGCAGAGAGCACUGGCAUGUACAAAGAGAGGGAAGAGAAUGGACAACUGGAAGCAAUUGGCUUGAGGGCUGUAAAAAUGGACUUUUGCAGAUGCAGAUUUUUGUCUACAAUCAUGAAGAACGGUGACAAUAUUUUAGAGUGAACAACUGUGUGGUGCACCAUUCAUUUCUGAGUUAAUGAAUCCAUGGAGGGACUUGGUUUCCAUCAUCCAGUAGAAAUGUUAGAAUCAACACCGGCCCUGGAUUGUUCUUUUGAAACUAAGGGUUUCCAAUAAACAGAU
This is a messenger RNA of Gekko japonicus, 970 nucleotides long. It is a transcript of the gene CMTM4, whose product is annotated as CKLF-like MARVEL transmembrane domain containing 4. Lineage: Eukaryota; Metazoa; Chordata; Lepidosauria; Squamata; Gekkonidae. Gene Ontology annotation, cellular component: membrane. The record is from RefSeq and is a predicted model, not a curated record. The coding region runs from base 1 to 585 and encodes 194 amino acids. The transcript has 4 exons.